UCUCCUGGGUUUAAUUCACAAGAUGGAAUGUGAAGAACUCGAGAUCUGAGAGCAGAAUCCACAUGACUUUCAUUCCCACGGCAUUAAGCCGAAACCAUUAAUACCAGACGAUUAAAAAAACAGGACUGGCAAAAGUGACUUACUGGAAGUUUAGGUCAUCUGUACAAAUAUUUAUCCUGCCGAUGGACGGGUCCAAAGGGAUGAAAGUUGUGGGGGAAGACAGAAGCUGCGUGAACAACUCUCAGCACGCGUGGAGGACACGGGGAUCAUUUACAUUAUGAAGAGAAGUGUUCAGUCCUCGACCAGCUCGCGGCUCGGGCUACAUCUAUUUAAAAGCUCCACAACCUACGUGUCUUCAAAAUGAUGCGGACGUGGGGCAUUGAGCGUUCUAUAGUGAAAAGGCCGCGGUAAGGAGGGGGUCUGGCAAAUCCUGUCCACGGAUUGGAAGUUGGAUUUGGAAGGGGCGUGAUCUAUUACACACCUCUGGGCAAGGAUAGGUAAGUACGCCCGUGAGGCGGAGUGAAUAUGACAUUUCGGGGCGGGUCUUGGAUACAAUUCACAGCCACACAUUUUGAAUGGUGUGUCCUCGUGAACGAUACAGGACUACACAACUCUUUUUUUCUAUUUCUGUAAUAUUUAGUUCCUUCUAGAAGACAUGGGCAAGCAUGAGAAACGAACACACACAGACACCUCUAAGGAUCAAAUAAGUUAAAUUAUAUUCUAAAGACUGAGUUAACCAAUAUAAAAAAUAGAUUUUAUUUGCAACAACAAAAAAGCCUUCAACAACCACACUGUAUCUUGAAUGUCCUAUUUAUCCUCUUACAACAACUUGAAUAACUUUUUUCUCUCCUUUUUUAACUGUCUCCAAUUCAUUAUUGAACCGUGAACAUGGAAUGUAUGGCUGUAAUGUAUGUUCAUUGAUGAAGCAGUUUACAAUUUCACAAGUUCACAGUGGAUGGUUUCAUUUCAAUGACCCAUAGAUGUCUCUCUACUCUUGCCCUCUGUAGCUCUGUCUCUGUUCUGUAGAAUGAUGGAUCUUUUUUCUAAAGUUAAUUGAGUUUAGGCUGUUUCCUUUCCUCUAAACGCACAUGACCAUCCUGUGAUUUUCUAUCCGUCUCCCAAAACAGGCCUCAGAACUUUGUUGUUGGUGUUGUGAAUGUGUUACUUGGAUACUGCUUCAAAAAAUAUUACUUUUCACAAGAUGCAUUUGACAGGGUGGAUCCUUGCGGUGGCUCUAGUUUUCGGGACCUCAAAUCUCAAGAUCACAUCUGCGGGACCUCUCCAUGCACAAUGCAAAGUAGAAUGGUAUUUUGGGAUCCCCUGUAGACAGGUCUAUGAAGGUCUGGUCACUCAGAUCAAGCAGUGGAGGACCAUGUCCAGCUGUGUGAUGGGUGGACAGAGGUGCCUCUACAAGCUCCAGGCAGCCUCUAUCCACUUCAUAGCAGCCAAACACACCACACCAUUUAAGAAGUCUGUCGAUGACCUGACGUUCCGUCUGGUCUCCUUUGAGUUCUUCACCCACUGUCACGUCUCGGCCAUGUCUGUCUCAGAGAGCUGGUAUGCCAUUAGAGAUCACGGCACAAACUACUGCAACCUCUAUAAUCUCAUGGAAGGAAGUGGCCUUACAGACGCCUCUGGAUACAAAGAGAUAACAAGUGACUUCCUGUGUACCCAGCGAUCCUCUGCUGACUGCACUGUAUACUGACACCAUGAUGGCCCAUGGUUCAUAUUGCAUGGCAACAGCUGGCUCACCAUCAGAUCGUUCCUCAUCAUUUGAUAGUGUUAGCAGCGCCACAUUUUAUACACACACUGCUUUUGUUUUUUUAAAGGUCUUCUUUUUUAUUUGAUCCAUUAAUUCUUAUGCUGUAUCUUUUUAUCCUUGUUAUUUUUUACAUUUCGAUUAAAAUGAGUGUUAUUGUA
Molecule: messenger RNA, 1920 nt
Organism: Salvelinus namaycush (lake trout)
Lineage: Eukaryota; Metazoa; Chordata; Actinopteri; Salmoniformes; Salmonidae
Exons: 6
Coding region: 1157-1705 (182 amino acids)
Source: RefSeq, a predicted model, not a curated record